Molecule: messenger RNA, 1816 nt
Organism: Varanus komodoensis (Komodo dragon)
Lineage: Eukaryota; Metazoa; Chordata; Lepidosauria; Squamata; Varanidae
Gene: NOVA2
Product: NOVA alternative splicing regulator 2
Exons: 4
Coding region: 29-1402 (457 amino acids)
Biological process (GO): regulation of alternative mRNA splicing, via spliceosome; mRNA splicing, via spliceosome
Cellular component (GO): nucleus; cytoplasm
Molecular function (GO): mRNA binding
Source: RefSeq, a predicted model, not a curated record
UUGCCACAGGAGUCCAGGUGCAGAGGAAAUGCUCAAGAGCGAGAGCCAUGCAGGCCCCAUGGCUCAGCCGGGAGAGGACGGUGAGUACUUCCUCAAGGUCCUGAUUCCCAGCUAUGCGGCUGGAUCCAUCAUUGGCAAAGGAGGCCAGACCAUCGUCCAACUGCAGAAGGAAACUGGAGCCACCAUCAAGCUCUCCAAGUCCAAGGACUUCUACCCAGGGACCACGGAACGCGUGUGCCUCGUCCAAGGCACAGCGGAAGCCCUCAAUGCCGUGCACAACUUCAUCGCCGAGAAAGUCCGAGAAAUCCCCCAGUCUGUGGUGAAGCCGGAGUCAGUCAACAUCCUGCAGCCCCAGACAACCAUGAACCCUGACCGGGCCAAGCAGGCCAAGGUGAUCGUUCCCAACAGCACAGCCGGGCUGAUCAUCGGCAAGGGGGGCGCCACAGUCAAGGCCAUCAUGGAGCAGUCUGGAGCCUGGGUGCAACUGAGCCAGAAGCCGGAGGGCAUCAACCUGCAGGAGCGCGUGGUGACCAUCAGCGGCGAGCCGGAGCAGAUCCACAAGGCCGUGGACAUCAUUGUGCAGAAGGUCCAGGAGGACCCACAGAGCAGCAGCUGCCUCAACAUCAGCUACGCCAACAUCACCGGCCCCGUGGCCAACUCUAACCCAACGGGAUCGCCCUAUGCCAACUCCACGGACGUGUUGCCAGCUGCUGCGGCCGCGGCCACCGCUUCGGGCCUGCUGGGCCACACCAGCCUCGCUGGAGUAGGAGCCUUUCCCGCGGCUCUGCCAGGGUUCUCCGGCAGUGACCUUUUGGCCAUCAGCACAGCUCUCAACACCUUGGCAAGCUAUGGAUACAACACCAGUUCUUUGGGGCUCGGCCUCAACUCAGCCGCUGCCUCCGGGGUGCUGGCAGCUGUAGCUGCUGGUGCAAACCCAGCUGCCGCCGCUGCCGCCAACCUCUUAGCCUCCUACGCCAACGAAGCUUCCACCAGCACCACCACCCCAGCUGGCGCGGUUGGCGCCUUCACGCUGGGUUCUUUAGCCGCAGCCACCGGGGCCGCCAACGGCUAUCUGGGGACAGCCUCUCCGUUGGUGGCCAGCUCCUUCUUAGCAACAGAGAAGCUAGUGGAAAGCGCCAAAGAUAUGGUAGAGAUCGCCGUGCCGGAGAACCUGGUGGGCGCCAUUUUGGGGAAAGGCGGCAAGACGCUGGUUGAGUAUCAAGAGCUGACAGGCGCCCGCAUCCAGAUUUCCAAAAAAGGGGAGUUUAUUCCUGGUACUAGGAACCGUAAAGUCACCAUCACAGGCACUCCGGCCGCUACGCAAGCGGCGCAAUAUCUUAUCAGCCAGCGAGUAACGUAUGAGCAAGGAGUUCGAGCCACCAAUCCACAGAAAGUGGGAUAAGAGAAGGCUGGAGAGAAGGCUGGGGGAAGGUGUAGAAUUCAGAUCAAUUCUUGAAUCAUUAAAAUGUAACCUACCCAACACCAGCCCCUGCCCAGUGCCCGUCUUACACACUUACACCCCCCUCCCCUUUACUUGAAAGCAACCCAGCACUCGUUCUACAGGAACUCUGUUUCGCCAAUGGCGUGACCUGUUUAUGUGUGUGUGUAUAUAUCUAUAUAUAUAUAUAUGGCAACAUUUUCUUUUUCUUUUUUUUGAGUUGAUCAAUUUUAAUAGAAAACAUUUUUAAGAAAAAGUUCUCUUUCUUUCCCUCUUUAUUUCUGAUUUUCUUAACCAACGAUCUUGACGGAGAAGGAUCUGUCUCUUAAGGCUUCUUUCCCCCUCCCCAGAGUAUAGAUCAACUUAAGAAUUUCUUGA